AUGCAAUGGCCCUCUUCGUGUCAUCGAACUGGGAUCAGGAUGCGGUAUUAUCUGCCAGAGGUCGAAGAGAUCGUAACACAAAACAUAGCAGUUGCCAAACCGACAUCGUCAUCCAACCUUGAGUAUCGAACCCUGGACUGGGACGAAGCGCUCCCAGAUGACCUUUGUAACAACUCUAUCGACUUGGUCCUUGUAUCAGACUGUACCUACAAUGCAGACAGUUUACCUGCCCUAGUUUCAGUCCUGGACCGUCUCGUUCAGUCGUCACCAAAUGCUAUCAUUCUUGUGGCACUGAAGAGACGACAUGACAGUGAGACCGUCUUCUUUGAAUUGAUGCAGUCGUCAGGGCUCUCCAAUCUGCAUCAUGACAGUAUGAAAUUGCCCUCGCAACAUGACCAGUUGGACCAGAUUGAAUUGUACUGUUAUGGAAACAAGGCAAAACUUCUAAAGCCUAUCGCGACAUAA
Aspergillus oryzae RIB40 is the source of this 465-nucleotide messenger RNA. RefSeq lists its product as uncharacterized. The record is from RefSeq and is a predicted model, not a curated record. NCBI's taxonomy places the organism in Eukaryota, Fungi, Ascomycota, Eurotiomycetes, Eurotiales, Aspergillaceae. The transcript is spliced from 2 exons. Bases 1 to 465 code for a protein of 154 amino acids.